This is a messenger RNA of Aureobasidium subglaciale EXF-2481, 1240 nucleotides long. RefSeq lists its product as uncharacterized. The transcript has a single exon. Bases 118 to 1074 code for a protein of 318 amino acids. Lineage: Eukaryota; Fungi; Ascomycota; Dothideomycetes; Dothideales; Saccotheciaceae. The record is from RefSeq and is a predicted model, not a curated record.
AACCAUGAGAUCAAUGGACAAUUUACUUUCCACGCAUACGUCAUAAGCAUCACAUGCGACCCUCAAUUCCACAUUUCCGACAAUACAGUUCAUAUCCAACGACAAUCAUUGCAAACGAUGACGGAUUAUGAGACACGCCGACUGGAAAACAUCAAGCGCAACCAGGCCUUGAUCAACGAGCUUGGGAUUGAGAAGGUCAAGCAUGAGUCUUCAGCAAAACGACCGCCCCCAAAGAAGCGCAAGCUCUCGCCAUCGGCCACACGACCCACGCGCGUUUCGGCGCGUAUAGCCUCGACAGACCGUCCUAUCUAUAAUGACGAGCCUUCAACAUCGAAUAAUGUGUCCUCACGAUCGUCACGAAAGGCCGGCUCAAAGAAAACACACACUGCUGUAGCAGACGCUGUCGAGACGCGACCUGCCUCACCUCCAGCAGAUCUCGAGGACAUACGAAAAGGCUGGACAGCUUGGGAGCCGGUUGCGCCUCCGUCGACAAGAGACGAAGAUGGUACAUUCCACUUUGACGAGCAUCCAACCUUCCUGCCGAACAAAUCGCCAGCCGAGUUGCUCGCAGAAGGUGCCUUUGGAGGCUCUUACUACAGGCCGCUUUACUCCAAGCGUCUACGCACCACAAUAGAGGACGACUGGAAAGAGCUCCCUGCAGAAUGGCUCAAAGACUUGAAUGUCGAGACCUAUCUCACUAGUCCGGAGUAUGACCCUGACGUCAACAAGUUCAAGGUCAAGUGUGGGCAAUCCAUUGAAGAGUGGGAGGCUGCUGGAUGGAUAGCACAUGCCUACGAUGUAAGAGGCUGGUUUCAAUGGUAUACGCGGUUCUGGCUAGGCCGUCGUUGCGAGGAUGAUGACAGACAAAUUGGCAGAUGGGAACGCUGUGUUGGCGAAAGAGGGCGCUGGCGACGCAUGCUUCUGAAGAAAUACCUCCAGGCUGGGGUCAAGACAGUCGCUGAUGAAGGAGUCGACGAAGAAGAAGUGUCACCGGUGAUGCACCAGACCUGUCAUCAAUGGGCGUGGGAGGUCCGUCAACCAUCUUUGGAUGAAGCAUGGGCAGGCCACUUGUAGAACGAGAGUGUUCUCCACAAAGCUGGAGAUUCUUUGUAGAUACCUAAGUUACCUCAAAGGCCGUGCUCUCGCCCUGAGGCGAAGAUCAUACCCGUGGAGACACUUUUUGAAUUCCAAUACCCUCAAACACCCAACACGCUGUUUGUGUCUAUCUGAUAGUCUCACA